Molecule: messenger RNA, 1215 nt
Organism: Dovyalis caffra
Lineage: Eukaryota; Viridiplantae; Streptophyta; Magnoliopsida; Malpighiales; Salicaceae
Source: the annotation of a GenBank genome assembly
AUGUUACACCACCACUACAAUCAUCACCAGCUACAGCGACCGCGACGCCGCUGUGAAGGCACUGCUAUGGGUGCGAUCGUUCUCGAUCUUCGCCCUGGUAACGGCAUCGGCCCUUUCUCUCUAGGGAUGCCAAUAUGCGAAGCAUUUGCUCAGAUUGAACAACAACCUAGCAUAUACGACGUCGUCCAUGUGAAGUUCUUCGAUGAGGAGCCAUUAAAGCUUGAUAUUGUUAUUAGCUUUCCUGACCAUGGGUUUCAUCUUCGAUUCGAUCCGUGGUCGCAAAGGUUACGAUUGAUUGAGAUUUUUGACGUGAAACGACUUCAAAUGCGCUACGCUACUUCUCUUAUUGGGGGACCGUCAAAUCUAGCUACUUUUGUUGCUGUAUAUGAUCUUUUUGGACCAACAUUUCCUGGGAUUUACGACAAAGAUAGAGGCUUGUACACUCUGUUUUAUCCUGGUUUGUCAUUUGCUUUUCCAAUUCCCAGCCAGUAUACAGAUUGCUGUCAUGAUAGAGAAGCGGAACUGCCACUGGAGUUUCCGGAUGGCACUACGCCAGUUACAUGCCGAGUCUCUAUAUAUGAUGGUUCUGCAGACAAGAAAGUGGGCGUUGGAUCUUUAAUGCACAAGGCUUCUGUUCCUCCAUUACUUCCCGGUAACCUGUAUAUGGAAGAGGUGCAUGUCAAGCUUGGGGAAGAAUUAUAUUUCUCUGUUGGAGGACAGCAUAUUCUUUUUGGUGCAUCACCACAGGAUGUAUGGACAGAACUAGGUCGUCCAUGUGGAAUUCAUCAAAAGCAGGUAGACCAAAUGGUCAUUCACUCUGCUUCUGAUCCUCGCCCUAGGACAACUAUUUGUGGAGAUUACUUCUACAAUUACUUUACUCGUGGUCUGGAUAUCUUAUUUGAUGGACAGACUCAUAGAAUCAAAAAGUUUGUUUUGCACACAAACUAUCCUGGUCAUGCAGAUUUUAAUUCCUACAUAAAGUGCAAUUUUGUCAUCCAAGGUUCUGACUUAGAUAACUCCAAACAGAGUAUUACACCAAGCACAAAAUGGGACCAGGUGAAGGAGAUCCUUGGGGAUUGUGGUCGAGCAGCUAUUCAAACACAGGGUUCUACAAGCAAUCCUUUUGGAUCCACUUUUGUAUAUGGUUAUCAGAACAUUGCCUUUGAGGUGAUGAAGAAUGGUUACAUUGCAACUGUAACUCUCUUCCAAUCAUGA